This is a messenger RNA of Diatraea saccharalis (sugarcane borer), 1782 nucleotides long. Lineage: Eukaryota; Metazoa; Arthropoda; Insecta; Lepidoptera; Crambidae. The record is from the annotation of a GenBank genome assembly.
AUGGAAGAUUUCGAUGUAUUUACUAAUGAAAUCAAUUAUACAAAGCAAUUUUGCUUGAAUAUUUUAAAUAAAUAUGUAAAUGACGCGCCUUUGACUCCCAACGCUCCAAAUUAUCAGUGUGGUAGAAAAUUACUUGCUGACGAGUGUUUGUCUGCUAGUAAAGAAGAAGAAUGUGCCUUUCACAUGAGUGAAGCUAUAUCAGCUUCACUGAGAACUAUGGCUGUGUACAGAGAUGAGCAAAUAAAAUCGGCUAGUAAUAAACUUCAAAAAAUUACGAGUUUCAUAAAACCAAUACAAGAUGUUAUUGACGCAAAUCCACUCUCCAAAGACGAACAGAAACUGUAUGACUUAUUUUCGGAAAAUGUACCUGACAUCGACAUAGCAUUCUCUCGCAUGGACAUUGUUGAAGAUGUACCAUUCCAUAAGAGGUAUUUGAGAUUUGGCCCAGAUAACAAUGUUGAAAACUUUCAGAAAAUAUUGAAAGAACUACCAAAAGAAUGGUCUAUCAUACAGUUGACAGCACCAUAUAAUCCAAAUGAGAAUUUAAAACCACAGAUUGAAUACAAAAUUGAAAUAAACUCAUUGUAUUUGACAAUGUACUCUAAUGAAUAUUUAGAUAAAACUGAAUUUGGACCAAUGACAAUCAACAUUCCUGCUAAUGUUACCAAAGAUGGAGAAAAGCCACUAUUUACUGAACUAUUUUCUUUAUUAGAAGAUAAUUAUAAAACUAUUGACAAUGCACAAUUUUUAAAUAAUAAAAGAUUGGUCCAAAACUAUUGGAGUAGAAGGGAAGACAUUGAUUUAAGAAUGAAGAGUGUUAUUCACGUCAUGGACAAGGAUUGGUUAGGUGGUUUUGGCAGUUUACUAACGGGAAAACUUGUUGAUUCAAGUUUGAGUGACAAUGUUAUGAAAUUAGUUGACGUCGCCAUAUCUGACUGGGGAAAGAUUUUAACUGAACACGGCGACCCUGAAGAGAUUAGACAGGUGUUAGAUACAUCAGACUGUGAGACGUGCACAAGAGAGUUUAGAUUCCUAAACGAAUUGUGUAUAAAGUGUCUGUCGAAGUGCUUUGAAGCGAUCCACCAUUUUACACUAGUAGAUGGUAUAAAGGCUUUUUCGAAGGUGGCAACACAAAUUAAGGAAGAUGACGAAUGGGCUUGCUUGAAGAAAGCUAAAAGACAUCCCGUCAUAUUGUUAGUGGAUGAACAGCGAAGUCCUCUACUCGAUAUUCAAUACGCUGUCUUUCUCGCUCUAGCAAAUGACGGUUCUAGCGCGACGAAAAAUGUUAAGAUAGUGGAAAAGGGCGAUGCCGUGUUGCAAGAUGCUUUAGACACGUUUCCUUGGGAAACUUUGCCAAUAAUAAACCAGCAUCCAGUGUCACGUAUGGAGAAUAUCCAUUUCUUGUAUUACUUGUACAAGAUCCACGAGAGUCGCAUCACAGACGGUUACUUCAACGCGCGCGCUGACGUCGGCAGAUACGUUAUUAACCCAGGUAGAGUGUUAAAAAAUAUUGAACACGUAUUUUUUUAUUUUUUUCGUAAUCCUAAAGUUAUGGCGUUACAUGGAGUUGAAAUUUCGCAUGACGUCACGUUAGGAGAGGAACCUGGAGCGCAUGGAGAAGCGCAUGAGCUCGUUCGUGCGCUACUGGUGCGGCGCGUGGCGCGGGCACGUGGCCGAAGCGCCCGCGCCCGACUGCUUCCUCGGGUACCUCACGCACGCGGACAUCUUCCUGUGAGUAGUACUACUAACCGCCUACUUGAUGUAGCGAACGGUGGGAACUAG